Messenger RNA from Penicilliopsis zonata CBS 506.65, 1286 nucleotides. RefSeq lists its product as hypothetical. The record is from RefSeq and is a predicted model, not a curated record. The coding region runs from base 262 to 1236 and encodes 324 amino acids. The transcript is spliced from 5 exons. NCBI's taxonomy places the organism in Eukaryota, Fungi, Ascomycota, Eurotiomycetes, Eurotiales, Aspergillaceae.
CUGCAGUCUAGAGUUGCUGACUUGCCCCUCGGUUGUGCCAGCUACUGCAGUUAAAUUGACUGGCCAUCCCAUUUAUUUUGCUUCCAAGAUGUACAGAGGUUAUUUAAUCAUCUCCCGCCAGCCUUUCUUUCGGCCGCUGUCAGGCGUUUUUGUGCCACCUUAAUCCUCUCAUUCAGACGAGAACGCAGGCGUUCGACGUGAAACUAGCAACGAUCCGUCAAUAAAAUAGAUUAUUUCGAAUCGAUUCACUUCGUCAAAGUUAUGGCCCAGCAGAUGCAUUUCCCCCCUCCCCCGGGCAGCGCAGGUGCUUUCCCACCUCCACCACAGAACUUCAGCUAUCCUCCCCCGCCAACACAAUUUGUUCCGAACAAUGGAUACCCUGCGCUACCACCCUCUGUGAGCCCGCCCACAAUUGCGGACAUCAAUGCCGCAGCAUCACAGGCGAACAACGAGGUAUCUUCUAUUCUAUCUGCUUCUCCACCGCCGAAAACAUUGGAGCAGACGCCGGGUGGCGCGCCGCCGCUUGGUUCUUUCAUUGGAGCAACCAAUACAUAUGCGGACAAUGUUGGCCAAUUCAAUGGCGGAGCGUACAGAAUCAGCCAUCGGAAUACGAAUUCGCUUCUAACCGUUCAGUUGGCCAUGGGAUGCCCUUUGGUUGUUAAACCAGGUGCGAUGAUUGCAAUGUCUCCCACCAUCACGGUCCGGGGAACUUGGAAGUUUAAUGUCAAGAAAUUCGUCACCGGAGGGGAAAUGGCUAUAUCUACCUUCACUGGUCCUGGUGAACUGCUACUCGCCCCCGGGGUUCUCGGUGAUAUUACAGUACUGCGCCUGAAUGGACAAGAUUCAUGGAAAGUCGGCAAAGAUUCCUUCUUAGCUGCAACGAGUGGCAUCAAAAAGGAUUACAAAAGCCAGACUAUAUCCAAGGCAUUUUUCUCUGGUGAAGGCCUUUUCGUUUACGAAAUGUCUGGAGUUGGGCUUAUAUGGCUCCAAAGUUUUGGAGCGAUAAUCAAAAAAGAUCUUAUCGAGGGAGAGACUUACUACAUUGACAACGGCCACUUGGUGGCUUGGAACUGCGAAUAUAUCAUGGAACGCGUCGCCUCUGGAGGUAUUAUCUCCCAUUUCGGUUCCAAGGAAGGUCUUGCGUGCAAGUUCACCGGGCCUGGCACGGUAUACUUGCAAACACGCAACCUUAAUACUUUUGGACAUUACAUCGGAGCAAGCACUGCAAGUGGAUAGUGUAUCAUAUUGAGGUCCAAGCUUGUUCGUGUGGAAUGGUUUCGUUUUAG